AUGGCCACGACCUAUAGGCCGCGCGUGUUUCUCGACAUCAGUAUCGGCGCAGAGCCGGUGGGCAGACUCACAGUCGAGCUGUUCACGGACAAGACGCCUCGCACUGCUGAGAACUUCCGCCAGCUCUGCACCGGCGAACACAAUGGCCUCUCAUAUGCCAAGGUGCCUCYGCAUCGUAUCAUCGACGACUUCAUGGUGCAAGGUGGGGACAUCGAGUCCGGCGACGGAACAGGAGCACAGAGCAUCUAUGGAGCUGAGUUCGAGGACGAGAACCUCAACUGGCGCAAGUUGGAUGCUGCUGGUCUGAUAUGCUCAGCCAAUCGAGGAAAAGAUACCAACGGCAGCCAGUUCUUCAUCACGCUCGACGCAUGCCCGCAUUUGGACGGAAAACACACCAUCUUCGGUCGGCUUGUGUCCGGCGAGCAUGUCCUCCAGCAGAUUGCAAAGGUCGAAGUAGAUGAGGCAGACCACCCGCUGGAGCCGGUCUUGAUUUCACGCUGUGGGGAGCUUGCACGAAAGGAUAAGGGGAAGGCGAAGCGUGAUUCACAGCAGGAGAUUGCUGGGCCUACUACACCCGGGACCGACGAGCGAGGCCGUCGGCGGCAGAGCGACCUGUCGGAUGAUGAGAUGAGUGCCGUCCCACAGCCGGCACAGAGACGCACUCGGCGGCAGAGCGACAAUACUGUGGACGAAGGCAAGCGAGGCAGACCGCGCAUACGCUCUCGCUCUCGCUCUGAUAACUCACAAGCCCUGGAGGAAGUCGACGAGCCUAAUUCUGACCACUCAUCAGUCAAGAUGCACAAGCGCAAACGCAGCCAAUCUCCGAGCAGACGCCUGGACAGACGCUCGGAUGGCGCAGAAGCGGAGCGUCGGAGGAAGAGUCUUCCCAAUCAGUACAACAACCAUCGCACGCGCGAUCGUGAGCGGAACCACGGGCCCGACGACGAGGACAGGUAUCGACCAAGCCCGCGGAGGGACAACCAGCGGUAUCCGGGACGCCAGAACGACAACACUCGCCAUCGGUCGCGCUACGCUGACGAAGGCAGACUCGCCAACGAAGGUGAUGAUGGACGACUCGAUAGCGGAGACUCCUACGACGAUCAGGCGCAUGCGGUCAAGUACAAAGGCCGGGGAGCGAUGAAGUUCCGGGAAUGGUGA
This is a messenger RNA of Ramularia collo-cygni, 1158 nucleotides long. RefSeq lists its product as uncharacterized. Gene Ontology annotation, biological process: protein peptidyl-prolyl isomerization. The transcript is spliced from 2 exons. The record is from RefSeq and is a predicted model, not a curated record. Bases 1 to 1158 code for a protein of 385 amino acids. Gene Ontology annotation, molecular function: peptidyl-prolyl cis-trans isomerase activity. Lineage: Eukaryota; Fungi; Ascomycota; Dothideomycetes; Mycosphaerellales; Mycosphaerellaceae.